UCCCGCGGACUUUUUUUGACAUGGCUCUAUGGCUUCAUUAUUUUGACAUUUCGAUGUCAAGCGCUACGUAUUUCUUUGGAAAAGGCCUUUUUUCAAUCGUUUUUCGCAAUUUCUCUCCUUUCUUCUUACGAAUAAAAGCGUAGGGAGAUAAGCUCGACAAACGGUUUAGUGAAAUUCGCAUACGGGACCGAGAAAUACGUCCACAGCCAUGUGACACGAAUACGAAAAACUGCUUCCAUACCGUCAAUGUGACAGAGAUGUUUUCUGCCAUCGCGACGAGUGAACGCCACCGCGGAGACGAAACGGCCACGACGCGAGCUACCCGGACGGCGAUAUAGGGCAAGCGCGUCAAAAAUGUGCGCGAGAUGGCCAGUCCGCCUCCGAACCCUAGAGCUGGCGGGGACGACGGCGGCGGGCGGGGCGCGGACGAGGAGUCCCCGCCCGCCGCGCCGAAGACGGUCCUAGCGCCACCGCCGCCGCCGCCGCCGCCGCCGCACCCGCCGCACGCGCCACACCCGCCGCACCCGCCGCACGGCUCGCAUGGCACCAAGCUGCACUACGUGGCGCUAGCCGCGCCCGGGCCCAGUGGCAUCAAGCAGUGCUUUCGCACCGUGAAGGCGGCGCGUCGCGUGCCUACCCUGCCGCGGCGACGCGACGACCCCGCCGCGCCCGAGCCGCCGCCCGAGCCGCGCGAGCGCCGCGCGCGCCGUGACCGCUCCAAGCGCCACGUCUGCGGCACCUGCGACAAGCGCUUCUCCAGCCCCGGCAAGCUCAGCCAGCACGUCCUCUCCCACACCGGCGAGCUCCCCUUUUCCUGCGACCUCUGCGAUAAGCGAUUUAACUCUAAAUUCAAACUCGUCCGACAUAAUCUCAUCCACAGCGAGGCCCGAGCUUUUGCGUGCAACGUCUGCGGCAAAACAUUCAAUAGAAAAGAUCAUCUCACUAACCAUGUCAGAGUUCACAAUCCUGUCAAAAAGCUAUACACAUGUGAGAGGCCAGAUUGUAGGAAAUCAUACACUUCCCUACUUAGUUAUAGGAAGCAUGCGGCGCUGCAUUCGGCUGAGGAAGGCAACCUGCAGUGUAAGAUCUGUGAUGAAGUAUUUACUACUACGCAAGAUAUAGUUUAUCACCUAAAAGUCCAUACAGGUAGUCGGACAGUCAAAAAUGAGACUGACAAAAAAUUUACUUGCACCUAUUGCGAGCGACGGUUCUUUACAGCGAAGGAUGUGCGACGCCACCAAGUUGUGCACACUGGCCGGAGAGACUUCCUGUGCCCACACUGUCCUCAAAAAUUCGGCCGAAAAGAUCAUCUAGUAAGACACGUUAAAAACGCUCAUCCAGAAGAAUCAUGGAGAUCCGCAGCUGUUGGCACCUCGAAGGACCCUACACCAGAAGCCUCUUCCUUUGAUGAAAUUGUGAUACCCGAGCCAACAUCCUUUACCGAGUAUGCAAUAGAAAGUCCAGAUUACGCUUGGAAAUCACCCUCACCAAAAGUCCCAACCCCCGAGGGCCCGACCAGGGUGCCCUCGUCUGAUAUCAUCGUGGAGAUUCCGCCAGAUUUUGAUAUAAAGUUGGAGCCGGUGGAAAUAAAGUUAGAGAGGCCCACGUCGCCCAGCUGUGAGCUUUUGCCGAUGGACUUCCCGGUGGUGUUUAUGGUGCCGCCGACGUUCCAGACCGCGCCAGACUUGCCGUACCUCACGGAGCCGCUGCCCGAGCUACUGCCCAGCAGUUUGAUGCUCGAUGAUCCCGGGGAAGGACCGUCGGGCCUGGCGUCGCAGAUGCUGAGUAUUCUGCCUGAGGAGGAGCCUCGGGAAGAACCGGGUCAGCAGCGGCAGAGGCUGCCAGCCUUCACGCAGGCGUUCCAGACCUCGCAGAGUCCCAAGCCGCCGCCGCCGCCCCCUCCGCCCCACUAGCAUUUAUGCUACCUCAUUAGGUAAGUGGUCUAGCUAUAGAGUAUGGAAAUGUCCUCUCCGCGUGAGACAGGUAUGGGACCGGUUAUUGCCAAAAUAGUAUAUUUGUACGUGUCGGGUAUACCAAAAUGUUUCCGAAUUCUACAUGAAUAAGUGGUCUAGUCGUGUAUGUACUUUCGGAAUUGUAUAUUGUUUAUUUAUAGCGUAUACAUGUGGCGUUAUGGAGUAUUAUGGGACCAACUCUGAGCUAGGGUGCAGUAGAGUAGUUCUCGAGGGCCUUUGAUCAGGUGGCCGAGUUGAUACUGAGCUAAUUUUGGUGAAACAAGUUGUUGAAUCUCUAGGAGCAUUCAGGGUACACACAAUUAACCAUAACAUGCAAUAUGAGCGCAGCUGAUGCUAUAUUUUCAAGUAAAAUUGUUUAAGACAAUUGUGGACAGCUCCUCCAUACAAACAUAAACUAGGGAUGGAAAUGGGAACUACGUUUUUAUGGAGUUAGUGCUACCACAGACGAUGGGUAGGUCCAACAGGUGCGUGAGAUUUGGCGAACACGAUGCAGUUCGCGAAUUGAUUCGCAUAUGGCGCGCUAGCCGCAUAUUCGCCUGGCUUGGACGCACCUUACGAACAGGUUGUAUGUAAUUUGUUUGUGCUUAAAAAUCACCACUUUUAAAGUUUUUACGAACAAUAGAAAUGCUACUUAGUUUAUUUUAAUGGUUUAAAUUACAUUGAAACUAAAUGUUCAUUGUAAUGUACUUUGGGCACUUUUAUAGGAAUACUUUGCGUGUUGUUCAAAUGCUAUGUUCUGCUUCUGACUGCACUUGUCGCGUCGUUUUGAAUAAAUAUAUAAAGCACGAAAUACACUAUUUCUCAAUUAUUUUUGCAAUUUAUUGGAAUAUCUGCGCCAUUUGUUACGACUACUGAUUUGUACCGGAGACCCAGGGGUUCAACAACUCGUAUAAAGGCGGCAUGCUAUACAAUAUGUUUUAGAGGUGCGUGUCGUCUUUAGAAAAAAUUAUAUCAAAGCUAGUAUCUAUUUAUAAAUGAUUAACUGCUGGAGUGGCAUUACAUCAGAUCUGUUAAGGUAAAGAAAUAGUCUUUCUUAAGUAUAGUGUUCAAAAAACAUUUGUAAUAUUCAGUUCCACUUGAAAGCAUGAGACACUGGAUGCAAUAAAAAAAAUCAUAAAUACCUCAGAAGCGGCUGCUUCCUUAGAAUUAAGACUUAUUUUAAUUGGUUCUGAAAUUCAGCUACCUAUUUGGCAGGUGAGUUUUCGGGCGAUAGAAAUUCAUUGAAAUGAUGAAUAUUAUUACAUUGAUUGAUGGUAUGACGGUAAUUACAAAGUAGUAAAAAACAUUUUAAAACCAUCAAAAAACCAAUAAGUAUCAUACAAAUUCUAAAUACCUACCUAGUUUUGUUAUAAUCAGUUUCUUUCGCUCGGAGCUUCCUAGCUUACUAGCGUUUAUCCGCAAAAACGUUUUUUCCGCACAACUUCGUUGCGAAUAAAGAUUCACAAGAUUAAUUUGCGAAUAAAGGCUUCUACAGACCUUGCAACGAAUGACAUGCGAUUUUCGAUAAUUGCUGGUUAAGUAAGAGCAACGAAUUCAAUCGAUCGAUCAAACGCCGCAAUGUAUUGCAAAUCGCAUGCGAUUAUCGGUGACGUUUGGAGAGGCCAUAAGUCGGAUGCAAAGCUAGUAUGCAGAUUAAUCCGAAUAGAUGUUUCCCGCAUAUUUUGGAUAGGAAUGCCACCUUUGGCAAGCAAAUAUUACAGCAUAACAUUCUCAUACAACAAAUGUGCCAAAAAAUAUAGAAUCAAGAAUGUUCUGGAAUGGUUGAUCGUGUUCUUUAUUUUUUUCAUGUGAUGCUGUGAUAUCCCUGUCAUAUUAAAUAACAAUGACAAUAAGUAUGAAUGUUCUCUCGAAAAAUAUGUAAUCGGGGAUUUUUUGCUAAUAUUCUUUCAAUAAUUCUAUUGCAAAACUGCCGUUGCAAAUUGUCUUGGCAUGUGUUUUAGGAUUAUAAGCCAAAUUACAUAAUAUACAAUGACUCGAGCGUGUCAGAUUUAAGUAGGGAAAUUAUAACUUGGAUUUCGAGGAAAGGUGUGUCGUCCACACCAGCAAGUUAACGAAUGACCAGUAACGAGUUCGCACAAACGUCAGGCGUCCGUUAGUCGUUCGUUCGCUCGGUAUGGACGCGGCUGAAUAUUAGAAAUUGUACUGGAUCAUAAAUUACAUUUUCAAUUGCGGACGAUGGUGAAAUCAUAAUUUAACAUGUUUUUCGAACGAAUCGAGCAAUUUCGAUCGAUGGAUGUUUGAUGACGUCCAAAAAUGUAUUAACCACGAGUGCAUAGAUAUAUGCCACCAGCUUUUCGCUGUAAAAAAAUUACAGUGGGGAAGUCGGACUAUCCUCAAACACAGGCAUUCUCAAAGAUUCGGGAAGCAGUCGUUUUGUAAAAAUAUGCUUCGCCAAUUCUUAGGAUUGAUUGACCAAGCGAACCCUUUAGUCUAUCAUUUAUUUAACACUGGCUUUUGCCCGCAAUUUCGUCUGCGUUGAAUGAUGAUGAUGAUUGAUAAAAAAUAUCGUUUAUCCUUUCCUCCUGACUUAAGCUAUCUCCAUACUAAAUUUCAUCUAAAUCGGUUCAGCGGUUUAAGCCUGAAGAGGCCAAAUACAGAGUUUCGCAUUUAUAAUAGGCAUUUGAAAUUAAUUACAUUGUUUGUUGUUGUUGUUGUUGAUUAUGAUUACAUUCUUCCUUGAAUUUUCAGUGAAACUUUCAAAAAGCUAAUCUAACUUAAAAAUGGGGAAUUUAAUUAUUCAAAAAUAUUAAUAGCUUGGACAAUGUAACUAUAGAGUAUAGAAUUUCUAUUCAUGUUUGCGUUUUCAUUGCUUUUCUGACUAUCGUGUGGCAAGAGAUAAUUUUCAAAUAAAAUCACUAUCAAACUAUUAAUCCUGAAAUCAUAUGCGAUUGACGUCAUCAAAUAUCACAGCGAUCGUGUUACCUGAAUCUAUAGGCGCAUAUUUCUAAAUUUUUUUGUAUUACGGAAUGUGUCUUUUAUCAGCAAGAUUUCAUUUCCCGUUGCAUUUUGUUUUAGAUGUGUAAAUUUUUUAAAGAUAACUUUGCAAAAAAAAAAAACAGUAACUCGUAUAUUAGGUAACCAUUGAAUUAUGAUCCAUGUAUGUCUAGGAAGGAAAAAUGGCGAGAUCCAAGUUUUACACGCUUCGUAAAUAUAGAUAUAUGUAAAUAAUUCAAUCUUUCUAGGUUAAUAGGACUGUAAAAAAUUUGGUCAGGGCGUCCGCCGCACCGCUUAGCGCUGACAAGUUAGCGCGUCACUGUUUAGCUGCUGAUAAUUCGUUCAGUUUUCAAAUAACUACCUAAAAAUUGGAGCACCAUGUAACUAACUGAUUAACGUUAAGAAUGGCACUGAUAUCUACUGAUGUGCUUUCGGACCUUUCUAAAAUUGCCAAUCGUCCACAUGGUAAAAUUUCGGAUACUUGUCCUAUUUUUGUAUGCCUUUUGUAUAUAAGGCUACCCCAAGACAACAUUUUAAUCGCGGCCAAAAUAAUACAGAUGGGAUCAGAGUACCUAACUUUUAUUCAUUAAAAUUACAGAGAUUUAGUACCAAGCGGACGCCCUGUUAAUCUACCUCAAAGCAAACUUAUAAUUACGUCUAGAUUUUAAUUGACUACGUUAGGUUAGUGAGAGUUAGGUUUUCUAUUUCUGAAGCGACCAUACCGAUGGUACAGGUGACGUAAUGUACGCUAUUAAUUGUAAUGUAAGUGUGUGCUGCAAUGUCAGAAAUCUUUAUUGAUAUAUCCUUUAAUAUGUAUGAUUAUAUACUUCGCUUUAUCUUUAUUGUUAAUUUGGGAUUUUUACUAUUGAAAUGGCCUCUUUUUGUACCAUAAUAAAUAAUAAAACAAGGCCCGGAAACCGGUAAAAUUUUCAAACCGUUAUCAUGUACUUGGCUUGGCGCAAAACCUUUUAAUUUCGGUUUCGUUCGUAAAACCGUUAUUUGUAAACCAGUUUUUAGGAGAACAUUUCUAUAAAUUUCUUAUUAUAUUAACCGGUUUAGAACCGGUAUGUCGGUGUCAUUGUUUACGCGGCACACCACUGGGCCGGCCGGCCAUCUCCUCGCUCGUCGAAUAAACCGGUUUAUUUAUGUUACAAUAAAGUUCUUAAUACGUUAGCGUUCUUAAUGUGAAAGUUCGGAGUAAAACCGAAAUAAACCAGUAAUACCAGUAUUUACAGCUAUUUUUAAAACCGGUUCCGAGCCAUGAAUUUUACACGCAUGUCAUACGUCUGAAAAUUUUAAUAUGUAGUUAAUAAAGUUCUACAAAUGUAUAUCCGUUUUCAUAGCUCUUAAAUGUAUUAUAUACAUUUUAGAAUAACAGGUACUUGAGUUCCAUUUCAAUGGUCUAAAUUCCGUUAUUCAAAUUAUCAAUAUUCUUGGCAUCAAAAAGUCCAGGUUCAAAUCACCCUCAUUAAAAGAUCGCGGACUAAAAAACACAAAUAUAUCUAAAAAUAAUAAAAUAUAUAAGUUAGGCCUUAAAAUUGCGCAUUUCGUUACAUUUUGGAAGUUAGAAAUACAUACAUCUCUAGAUAAAGAUAUCAGAAAAGAUUUCCCUCAAAAUAUUCUACGAGUACAAUGUUCCAUAAUAGUUAUUAUUAGAGAAUAUGUCGCAUUGUAUUUGAUAAGCUGGAUAGCCACCGAAUGAUCCGGUCAAAAUUCGCAGUUAGUGUUUUAAAAUAUGCCAGAGUAGUGGCAAUAAAUUGCUAAAAUGUACGUUAAAAAAGUAGCCAGGCAAUUAUGGGUAGGCUUUAAAAGUUGCUAAUUUGAUCCGAUCAGAACGCUCUGAUGGUUCGGUGGCUAUCCAGCCAUGGAUGUUUUGAUAAUUCCUGCGAGGGUAGACCGCGCACACACUAUUAUAUUAUGUUAUGUGUUCACGUGUGCCGCGGUCUUCCUUGGCCCUAGUCAUGUUCAAUAGCAGCACAUAAAUUAUUCUCAAAUAGGCAGUUACACCAAGUGAUAUUUACCAAUCCACAAGGGGUUUUCAGAUUGGUCAUAUACAAUGUACAUUAUUACAGUUCAUUUGAAACAAAUUAGUCCCAAAAAAGUGUCAGGUACGUGACGCUAUUUUUAGGGUUCCGUACCCAGAGGGUAAAAGCGGGACCCUUUUACUAAGACUCCACUGUCCGUCUGGCUGUCUGUCUGUCACCAGGCUGUAUCUCAUGAUAGCUAGAACUUUCACAGAUGAUGUAUUUCUGUUGCCACUAUAACAGCAAAUACUAAAAACAGAAUACAAUAAAUAUUUAAGUGGGGCUCCCAUACAACAAACAUGAUUUUUUUGCCGUAUUUUGCGUAAUGGUACGGAACCCUUC
Cydia strobilella is the source of this 7273-nucleotide messenger RNA. Its product is annotated as zinc finger protein 628-like. Gene Ontology annotation, cellular component: nucleus. Gene Ontology annotation, molecular function: DNA-binding transcription factor activity, RNA polymerase II-specific; RNA polymerase II transcription regulatory region sequence-specific DNA binding. The record is from RefSeq and is a predicted model, not a curated record. The transcript has a single exon. Gene Ontology annotation, biological process: regulation of transcription by RNA polymerase II. Lineage: Eukaryota; Metazoa; Arthropoda; Insecta; Lepidoptera; Tortricidae. Bases 366 to 1913 code for a protein of 515 amino acids.